This is a messenger RNA of Zootoca vivipara (common lizard), 4613 nucleotides long. It is a transcript of the gene LTBP3, whose product is annotated as latent transforming growth factor beta binding protein 3. Gene Ontology annotation, molecular function: calcium ion binding. The record is from RefSeq and is a predicted model, not a curated record. NCBI's taxonomy places the organism in Eukaryota, Metazoa, Chordata, Lepidosauria, Squamata, Lacertidae.
GCGGCGCUCCCAGAUUCCUGCCCCCGGCCGGAGAUUGGCUGCGAGGCGAGCGAAGCGGGCCCGUCGGGGCGCGCGUUGCUCUCCAGCCUUGGCAGCGGUGGCCGGGAAGGCGAGCCGCCUCCGCUCCGCUUCGCCCCUCCUUUCCUCCUCCUCCUCCUGCUGCUCCUGGGAUCGCCUCCCCUCCGCUCCAGCGGCUCCGUCCCUCGACCGCCUCGCGCGCAGCUUUCCGCGGGGCGCCCCGUAGGGGCCAGGCGAGAGGCGCGCUGCGCUCCUCCGCGCCGGGCUUGGCCUGCGGGCCGCCAAGAUGCCCUCGCGGGGGCUGGCCGUGCUGUGGAUGCUGGCGCUGGGCUGGCCGGGCGCCGCCGACGCCGCUUCUGCCUCCGCCGCUGCCGCCGCCUCGUCGUCGUCGUCGGCGGGCCCCUCGGAGCGGACGGCGCUGGCGCGGGAGCGCUUCAAGGUGGUCUUCGCCCCCCUCAUCUGCAAGCGGACGUGCCUGAAGGGCCAGUGCCGCGACAGCUGCAAGCCGGGCAGCAACAUGACCCUCAUCGGAGAGAACGGGCACUCCAUGGACACCCUCACGGGCUCCGGCUUCCGCGUGGUGGUUUGCCCUCUGCCCUGCAUGAACGGUGGGCAGUGUACAUCUGGGAACCAUUGCUUGUGCCCUCCGGAGUUCACAGGGCGAUUCUGCCAAGUGCCAGCCGGCCGCCAGAGCCAAGGCCAGCAGGCCCGACUGCCCGGUGAGGGCCUCGCCAUGGAGACGGGCUCCAGCAAGCACGCCAUCUACGCAGUCCAGCUCAUCUCGGACGGCCACGGGGACACGGCCUCCGGGCCCGGCUCGAAAGGCACCGUCAGCCAUUCCACCUUCAUGGUGCCUCUGGGCCCUGGACAACAUUCAUCCGAAGUUCAGGUGCACCAGCCGCUGGUCAAUGUCCGGGUACAUCACCCCCCGGACGCCUCAGUGCAAGUCCACCGGAUCGACAGCCUCAGCUCGGAGGGAAGUGGGCCGGGCAGCCAGCAACACCUGAUCCAGCACCCUGCUCCCAAACCCGCUUAUACCCGGCCCCCCACCCAGAAGCCCCUCGGACGGUGCUUUCAGGAAACGAUGCCUAAACAGUCGUGCGGAAGCAACCCUCUCCCGGGCCUCACCAAGCAAGAAGAUUGCUGCGGCAGCAUCGGCACCUCCUGGGGGCAGAAUAAAUGCCACAAGUGCCCCCACUUGCAAUACUUGGGGGUGCAGAAAACGCUGGGGAGUGACUGUCCACAGGGAUACAAGAGACUGAACAGCAGCCAUUGCCAAGACAUCAACGAGUGUGCCAUGCAAGGAGUCUGCCAGGGGGGUGAAUGCUUGAACACCCAAGGGAGCUUCCGCUGCGCAUGCAAACCAGGACAUGUCUUGGGGCCUUCGCGGACCCAUUGUGUGCCGGAGAAGGCUGGGGAGAAGAGUUUGUGCUUCCGACUGGUGAGCCCUGAGCACCUUUGCCAGCACCCGCUGCCCACCAAGCUCACCCGCCAGACCUGCUGCUGUAGCGUGGGCAAGGCCUGGGGGGCCCGUUGUGAGCGCUGCCCGGCCGAUGGAACCGCUUCUUUCAGAGAGAUCUGCCCUGCAGGAAAAGGCUACCAUAUCCUCACCUCACACCAGACUCUGACGAUCCAAGGCGAGAGCGAUUUCACACUCCAGAUCCACCCAGACGGCAACACAGACUUGCAGCAACAACAACACGUGGAGCCGCCCACCCGCCCACCUGUGGGCAGCGACUCGCAGGAGCCAGAAGUCAUAACUCCAGCUAUGUUGCCCAGCUAUGUGACCACCUCGGAGCAGCAGCCCGUCUUCUUCGCCAACACCCCCACCUUCGGACCCCGUUACCCUGCUGUGAUUGCCAAGCCUACGACCGCCAUCGUGGUGAAAUAUCCCGAAGAGGACAAGAACGUGAGCGAAUUUGACAUGCCCCCCACGCAGGUGACAGAGACGGACGUUUGUAAACUGAGACGCAACAUUUGUGGCCACGGCGAGUGCAUCCCAGCAAGCCCCGGCUACACCUGCCAUUGUUACCAAGGAUACCGCAGGCAUCCCCAGCACAGGUAUUGUGUAGAUGUGAAUGAGUGCGAGCUGGAUCCUUGCGGCGGCAGUGGGAAGGGCGUUUGCAUGAACACCGGCGGUUCCUACAACUGCCACUGCAACCGUGGCUACCAGCUGAAGGUCCACAAGGGGGUGCGGUCUUGCGUGGAUAUUGAUGAAUGUGCCAAGCCCAAAGUCUGUGGGGACGGAGGCUCCUGCAUCAAUUUCCCGGGACGCUACAAUUGCGAGUGCCAUGCAGGCUACCGGCUCAAGCCCUCCCGCCAGCCCCUCUGCGAAGAUAUUGAUGAGUGCCUUGACCCCGGAACUUGCCCUGACGGGAAGUGUGAAAACCGGCCCGGCAGCUACAAAUGCAUCCCCUGCCAGCCAGGCUUCCGGGGUCGAAAUGGUGUGUGUGGAGAUGUGAACGAAUGCGCCGAAAGCGCGCUCUGUAAGCAUGGCCGGUGUAAGAAUGUCGACGGCUCCUUCCUCUGCAUCUGUGACGAUGGAUUUGUCCCUGCACCCGAUUCCCACAGCUGUCUCGAUAUCAACGAAUGCGAGAAUGGGUCUCUCUGUACCUACGGUUCCUGUGUGAACACCUUGGGAUCCUUCAAGUGCCAGUGCCCCGUCGGUUUCCAGGCCGUGAAGGAUGAGCCACGCUGUGAAGACCUGAAUGAGUGCGACUUCCCUGCAGCCUGUGUUGGUGGCGAGUGCCUGAACACCCUGGGCUCUUACCAGUGCCUGUGCCGGGCUGGCUACCAGUUGGAGGGUGGUCGGAAGUGCCAAGAUGUUGACGAGUGUGCAAAUGACCUUGACCUCUGCCAGCCGCACGGGGCCUGCGAAAACACCGAGGGGUCCUUCGUGUGCGUCUGUGAUGAUGGAUUUGCUCCUUCUGAAAACCAACAGAGCUGCCAGGAGCUGCCACACAACAAAAAGGAAUGCUACCUGAACUUUGAUGACACCGUCUUCUGUGACAGCGUCCUCGCCACCAACAUUACCCGCCAGGAGUGCUGUUGCUCACUUGGGGCAGGCUGGGGAGACCACUGCGAAAUCUACCCUUGCCCUGUGCUCAAUUCUAUUGAGUUCCACACUCUCUGUCCGGAUGGCAAAGGCUUCAUUCUGGAUGACACUAUCCUCAACUAUGGCAUCCCAGCACAUCGUGACAUUGAUGAAUGCGCCUUAUUUGGGGAGGAGAUCUGCAAAGAAGGGAAGUGUGUCAACACCCAGCCUGGCUACGAAUGUUACUGCAAGCAAGGCUUCUACUAUGAUGCAAACCUCUUGGAAUGUGUCGAUGUGGAUGAGUGUUUGGACGAGUCGAACUGUGUCAACGGGCGUUGUGAGAACACGCGCGGGAGCUUCCACUGCUCCUGCCCUGCAUCCACCACCUAUGACUCCAACCGUAAGAAGUGCAUACCAGCCAGUGAAGUUGAUCUGGAUGAGUGCCAGGACCCCAGGGUCUGCAAACUUGGGCACUGCACCAACACCAUCGGCUCAUUCUCCUGCGAAUGCCCGCCUCCCUUGACCUUGGACCCCAGUGGCAAGGAGUGCCAGCUCCCAGAGACACAAGCGGACAGGGUGACCGACCUUCGCGACGUCUGUUGGCAGCAGAGAGGGGAGGACGGAAUGUGCUCCUCUCCGUUCAAUGGCCAGCAGCUGAGCUACGAGGAAUGCUGUUGCCGCUACGGCAAAGGCUGGGGCUACCUCUGCCAUGCCUGCCCACUGCGUGGCUCAGGCCUUAACUGCCACUCUACUCCAAGCGAGAGCAACUCCUUUUGGGACUUCAGUGCUUUGUUUGGCAAGGUGCACAAAGAUGCAGACAGUUCUGAAGAGGAUUCUGAUGAAUGCCGCUGUGUGAAUGGCCACUGCGUCCGCACCCAGCAGGGCUUGGUCUGCGAGUGCUCCCCGGGCUUCCAGCUCGAUGCCAGCCAUACCCGCUGCCUGGAUAUUGACGAGUGCCUGGAGCUCAACCACCGAGGGCUUCUGUGUAAAACCGAACGCUGCGUGAACACCAGCGGCUCCUACCGCUGUGCCUGCAAGCCGGGCUACGUCCGCUCCCGGCCCCAUGGGAUCUGCAUCCCCCAGCGCCAGCGGUAGCAGGAUGAAGUGGGGAGAGCGAAGAAGAGAGUGUGGCUGUAAGGAGGCCAGCGCCCUCCCUCCCACCCUGGCGACCUCUUGGCUGCCUGCUGCCGGAAACUGUAUACUGGGCUAGGAGGACAUUUUUGUCUGGAACCAAAAAGGCAUUUCUGACAUUCUUGAGGACUCUUUUCUUUGUUUGUUUGUUUUUGUACCGGCUACGAUGAAGGGGCAUUGAUUUGAUGUUUUGUUAUAUAGGUUGGCUCCCCUGUCCCCCGUUUUACGCUCCCCAACCCACCGGAUAUUUAUCGUUAGGGUUAAAACUGCAGUCGGUUUGCACUUGUUUCUGUAGGCUUCAGAAAUAAAACUCUCUUUUUUUUGUACAUAAUAGAUGUUGGUGGGGGUGGGCUGGGGGAAACAAACAAGUUUCAAAGUUAAUAAGCCAAUUAAAAAGAAAAGAAAAGGGAGGAAGAUCCUGUUGCGGUUU